AACGUACAAUUAUAAUAAUGUCUAACCCCCAUAUUUUUACCAAUACAUAAGAAAAACCCGAAACCGGCGCCAUGACAGGCCGUGGCGCGCGAGGAAGGGCCAGAGGGCGCCACCUCCGGGAAGAACAAGAAAACAUCGCAGUGCGCAGACCGGGUCAGGAAAAGCUAGAGACCCAAUUCGCUAACCUACGAAUGAGCGACAGCGACAGAGACAGUACGUAUGAUGGAAGAGGAGGAAGAGGAGGCGAAAGAGGAGGAGGAAGAGGAGGAGGAAGAGGAGGAAGAGGAUGGGAUAGAGGAGGAGGAAGAGGAGGAGGAAGAGGAGGAAGAGGAGGAGGUCGUGGGGAAGGCAGGCCACGACCUGAUGUCCUCCAGGUAAUGAGUCAGACGAAAGAGGAGGUCGUGUGGACGAGGCCGCAACACGUCACUGACAAGAAGGGCACCACCGGCAUGCCGAUCAUCCUCCGUGCCAACUACUACCAGGUCAACGCGGUGCCAGACUGGGCACUGUGCCUCUACCGGGUCGACUUCAUCCCUGACGAAGAAAGGACUUUUGUCAAGAAGGAAUUGUUACGUCAGCACGCCAGCGUUCUCGGAAAUUACAUCUUUGACGGAAACCAGUUAUAUAUCGCCCGGCUUCUUCCUCAGGAUCCGCUGGAACUGACAUCAAAGCGACCCGAUACAGGCAACCCUUAUUUGGUCAAGAUCCGCUUCAUCAAGGAAAUACCCGCGUCGGAUACCCUGUUUCUGCAGAUCUUCUCCAUCUUACUCCGGCGUUGCUAUGAAUACCUAGGACUGACGCAAGUGGGACGCAAUUAUUACAACAGCCAUGAGGAAGUUCAGAACCAGAAGUACAGAGUGGCAAUUUGGCCCGGAAACGUCUCGAGCAUUCGGCAACACGAGAACGGAAUCCUCAUGGUAACCGAUAUCAUCCACAAGUUCCUCCGCCUGGAUACCGUCUACGACAUUAUGCGAACGAUCAGGAACACCCGCCCCGAUAGCUUUAGGUUCGUGACGGGGAAACAACUCCUCGGACUCGUAGUGAUGACUCGUUAUAACCAGCGAACGUACAGAGUCGACGACAUUGCCUGGAACCUGACCGCCAUUAGCAAAUUCUCGUGCCAGGGAGAGGAAAUUACGUAUCUGGAUUACUAUGAAAAGACGUACCAAGUGAAGAUCAAAGACCCGUACCAGCCUCUCCUUCUGUCCAAGCCUCGCAAACGGGACCUUCGGCGCGGGCAGGGCAACAUAUACCUCAUUCCGGAGCUAUGCGUGCCCACUGGCCUUUCCGACGACAUGCGCAGUGAUUAUAACCUCAUGCGCGAUUUCUCGGAAUAUACGCGCAUGAGUCCGGAUAAACGUGUGGCGUCGCUGCGUCGGUUCAACAAUAGGCUGUUUGAGAACCAGAAGGUCAAGGCCGAGCUGCAGCAAUGGGGCCUCGACUUCUCCCAAGUCCUGACCAAGGUCCGUGGACGCGUCUUGCCCGGAGAAAUGGUCAUGCAGUCGUCUCACUCCUUCGUGUACCAGAGUUCGGAACCCGACUGGGGCAAGGACAUUAAAGACGUGCCGGUGAACGUGGCCCAGAACGUAACGAACUGGGUACUCGUCGUUCCGGUGCGUCUACGAAGGGAAGCGGAGGAGCUGAUGGGGGGACUGAAGAAAAUCGGACGAGCUCUUGGUAUCACCUUCAAUAACCCGACUCUCCAGCUCCUGCAGCAGGACACGGCGCAGGACUACAUCCGCGCCCUCAGGAACUGCAACGCCGUGCAACUCGUGGUGUGCAUCCUGCCCAACGCGCGCCUCGACCGCUACGCCGCCGUCAAGAAGCACGUGUCCGCCAUCAUGGGCACGCCGUCGCAGAUGGUCCUCGCCAAGAGCAUGCAGAACAAAGCUCGUCAGGUCAGCAUCCUCCAGAAAAUUGUUCUUCAGAUCAAUUGCAAGCUCGGAGGAGAAAUCUGGAACCUUCAGAUACCGUUCCAGAACACCAUGGUCGUGGGUUAUGACACCUACCAUGACAGUGCCAGAAAGGGUGCCUCAUGGGGCGCCGUGGUUGCUUCAUUCAACAAGAACCUGACACGUUACUACGGCCAGGUGUUACGUCACGCCAACCAGGAGGAGCUGACUGCGAAUUUCUGCACGGCUAUCCAGAACUCCCUGUGCCACUACGCCGAAGUCAACGGCUGCCUGCCCGAGCGCGUCCUUGUCUAUCGCGACGGCGUGGGCGAAGGGCAGCUGGCGUACGUGAAGGGGACGGAGAUAGCGGCCAUCAAGGCUUGCUUCGCCGCCAACCAGUUCUCUCCGAGGUUCAGUUUCAUCGUGGUGAGCAAGAGGAUCAACACGCGCCUCUUCGCCCAGGGUUCGCGUUCGGGGAAUCCCAUUAAUCCGCCGCCUGGGACCGUCUGCGAUGACGUCAUCACGUUGCCAGAAAGGUACGACUUUUACCUCGUGAGUCAGCGUGUGACUCAAGGGACAGUCACCCCGACGUCAUAUAACAUUGUCGAAGACGUCAACUCCAACCUGGAUGCUGACAGACACCAGCGGUUGGCUUAUAAGCUGACUUAUCUCUACUACAACUGGAUGGGCCCUGUGCGAGUACCUGCACCUUGCCUCUACGCACACAAGCUGGCUUACAUCACGGGCCAAGCCAUACACGACGUGCCCCACCAAGAACUCUGUGACAAGCUUUGGUAUCUCUAAGGCGCCCUUUGACACCUGUCGACGCUGCAGAUGCCACAGAUGAUGUACUGGAUUGACACUCGACUCGUUGACACCAGUCAUUGGCACCGGGCGUUGAUAUCUGGUCCCCAGAGCUGUUGGUGUUGAUUAAACUCUACGGUGCAAAAUCCAUGUUUCACUUACUCGUUUUUUCACACGUAACGUUUGUAUAGUGGUUUUUGGCUUUUGUAAUAUAUAUCAUAGCAUUGUUUGAGCCUUUUUAACAAUGGUUGACUUCUUGUCAUCACAUUUAAUUUACCUCCAUACCCAGCAAUUAUCAUUGCUUUAACUUUGAUAACAGUUUUUAUUUCUAUUUUCGUUGUUUUUCCUUUAUAAUUUUAAUCAUUCAGUGUUUUUUCUCAUUUUGUCUCUUUCUUUCUGUAUAUUUUCUCUCCUUUUGUCUCCUUACUUCUAUAUUUUUUUCUCACUUUUUAAACUUAAUCAGUUUCUUACAAUUCUUUUAGUCUCCUAAACGGACGUUAACUGGUUCUGAGUCGAGGAAAGUUAGUAAGAAUUACGACAUGAAAGUCCUUUUAGUUCGAAUUAUCAUAUCGAUUUAUUUUCUUUAUGCACAGUAAUUAUUUCGUGUAUGUUAAAUCUAAUUUGACACAUAUGCGUAGAUAUGUUUACACAUAUGAAUGUGUUAAUGUAUGUAUAUAUAUACAUACACACAUACACACACACAAACACACACGCACGCACGCACGCACGCACACACACACACACACACACACACACACACACACACACACACACACACACACACACACACACACACACACACACACACACAUAUAU
Penaeus indicus is the source of this 3512-nucleotide messenger RNA. RefSeq names its product piwi-like protein Siwi. Gene Ontology annotation, cellular component: P granule. Bases 72 to 2696 code for a protein of 874 amino acids. The transcript is spliced from 17 exons. Gene Ontology annotation, biological process: regulatory ncRNA-mediated gene silencing. The record is from RefSeq and is a predicted model, not a curated record. NCBI's taxonomy places the organism in Eukaryota, Metazoa, Arthropoda, Malacostraca, Decapoda, Penaeidae. Gene Ontology annotation, molecular function: protein binding; piRNA binding; RNA endonuclease activity.